AGGAGGUCAAUGGAUCGCCACUCCAGCUUCCUCUUCAUCUGGCUGCAACUGGAGCUGUGCGCCAUGGCCAUCCUGCUGACCAAAGGCGAAAUCCGAUGCUACUGUGAUGCUGCGCAUUGUGUUGCAACAGGCUACAUGUGCAAAUCUGAGCUCAACGCUUGCUUCUCCAGACUGCUUGAUCCACAGAACACACACUCUCCACUUACGCAUGGCUGCUUGGACUCUCUUGCCAGCACGCCGGACAUCUGUCAAGCCAACCAGGCACAAAACCACUCUGGCACCACCAUACCCACGUUGGAGUGCUGUCAUGAAGACAUGUGCAAUUACAGGGGGCUUUAUGACGUUUUAUCUCCUUCCAGAGGAGAGCCUUUGGGGCAAGGGAGCAAAUACCAGCACGAUAACAGCAGAAACCUCAUCACGAAGGUUCAGGAGCUGACCUCCUCCAAAGAACUAUGGUUCAGGGCAGCCGUAAUCGCCGUCCCGAUAGCGGGCGGACUCAUCCUGGUGCUCCUCAUCAUGCUGGCACUGCGCAUGCUCAGGAGCGAAAACAAGCGGCUGCAAGACCAGCGGCAGCAGAUGCUCUCCCGUUUGCACUACAGCUUUCACGGGCAUCCUUCCAAAAAGGGACAGGUGGCAAAACUAGACUUGGAGUGCAUGGUGCCUGUCACGGGUCACGAGAACUGCUGCAUGACAUGCGAUAAAAUGAGACAGCCGGACCUCAGCAACGACAAAAUACUCUCGCUAGUCCACUGGGGGAUGUAUGGCGGGCACGGAAAGCUGGAGUUCGUGUGAUCGCUUCUUCGGCUUUUAAAUCUCCCUCCUAUAUAUCUAUUUUUUAAAACAUUUUGUUUUUAAGAUUACUAGGAAAACUUUUCAAAGGCCUUUGGGUUCUGCUGGACAGGAGCACUUUAUAUGGGGAAAAUCCUACAUCCAUUAGUCAUCAUUUUUUUUUAAAAAGAAAGAAACUAAAGGACCUCUGCAGAGAGAACCUUGGAUAUGUCUUCUGAAGGAUUCCAAAUUUAAUCUUAUUUGCACAGAGUAAAUACACUCAAAAUGUAUUGUUUGCUUUUAAAAUUAUGAAAGCAAAACCGAGAAGUUAUACACACUGUUAACCAGGGUUGUCUGAGCUGUAGGGAGAUGGGAAUUGAGUUAUACUAUUAAACUGUAUUGCAAGUCCUGAUGUAAAGAUUUUUUUAAAAAAAUAUAUUUUGUCUGAAACCGA
Molecule: messenger RNA, 1222 nt
Organism: Euleptes europaea (tarantolino)
Lineage: Eukaryota; Metazoa; Chordata; Lepidosauria; Squamata; Sphaerodactylidae
Gene: BAMBI
Product: BMP and activin membrane bound inhibitor
Exons: 3
Coding region: 10-792 (260 amino acids)
Biological process (GO): negative regulation of transforming growth factor beta receptor signaling pathway; transforming growth factor beta receptor signaling pathway; positive regulation of canonical Wnt signaling pathway
Molecular function (GO): frizzled binding
Source: RefSeq, a predicted model, not a curated record